Messenger RNA from Platichthys flesus (European flounder), 3169 nucleotides. It is a transcript of the gene pdik1l, whose product is annotated as PDLIM1 interacting kinase 1 like. Gene Ontology annotation, cellular component: autophagosome; cytoplasm. The record is from RefSeq and is a predicted model, not a curated record. The transcript is spliced from 3 exons. Gene Ontology annotation, molecular function: ATP binding; protein serine/threonine kinase activity. The coding region runs from base 154 to 1179 and encodes 341 amino acids. Gene Ontology annotation, biological process: protein autophosphorylation; axon extension; positive regulation of autophagy. Lineage: Eukaryota; Metazoa; Chordata; Actinopteri; Pleuronectiformes; Pleuronectidae.
GCCGCUGCGCCGCUCGGCAGCUGCAGCCUCCCAGUGAGAGAGUGAACCUGCCCGGGCUGAACGAGCAGGACGUGUGCGGCGGUAAUGGCUGCCAGGGAGAGGGAGGGAGACAACAAACGAAGCCCCGACAAGCGAGCCUAAGUGAGGACUAGGAUGGUAAGCAGCCAGCCGAAGUACGAGCUGAUCCAGGAGGUGGGGCGUGGCAGUUACGGCGUGGUCUAUGAAGCAGUAGUGAAGCGCACAGGGGCCCGAGUAGCGGUGAAGAAGAUCCGCUGUCACUCUCCAGAGAAUGUAGAGCUGGCUCUGCGGGAGUUUUGGGCCCUAAGCAGCAUCCAAAGCCAGCACCCCAAUGUCAUCCACCUCGAGGAGUGUAUCCUGCAGCGGGACCAUCUGGCCCAGAGGAUGAACCAUGGUUCCAGCUCCCCGCUCUACCUGGAGCUGGUGGAGACGUCUCUUAAAGGCGAGAUCACCUUUGACCCGUGCUGUGCCUACUACUUGUGGUUCGUCAUGGACUUCUGUGAUGGGGGAGACAUGAACGCCUACAUUCUAUCUCGCAAGCCCAGUCGCAAGACCAACACCAGCUUCAUGCUACAGCUGGGCAGUGCCCUGGCCUUCCUGCACCGCAACCAGAUCAUACACCGCGACCUCAAACCGGACAACAUCCUCAUCUCCCAAGCCUUCACACCGGCCGGGGCGUCUGAGCCCACCCUCAAAGUGGCCGACUUUGGCCUGAGCAAAGUCUGUUCCACCUCCGGGCUCAACCCAGAGGAACCAGCCAGUGUCAACAAGUGCUUCCUGUCAACAGCUUGUGGAACAGACUUCUACAUGGCCCCGGAGGUCUGGGAAGGCCACUACACCGCCAAGGCGGAUAUCUUUGCCCUGGGGGUGAUUAUCUGGGCCAUGGUGGAGCGCAUCACCUUUGUGGAUGUGGAGACCCAGAAGGAGCUGCUAGGGAGCUAUGUGCUGCAGGGCACAGAGAUUAUACCCUUAGGGGAAGCCCUGUUGGAGAACCCAAAGAUGGAGCUGCUGAUCCCCGCCAGGAAAAAGAGCAUGAACAGCCACAUGAAGCAGCUGAUCAGGGAGAUGCUGUCGGCCAACCCUCAGGAACGGCCCGACGCCUUUGAGCUGGAGCUCAGACUGGUCCGUAUUGCCUGCAGAGAACUGGACUGGGACACGUGAUGGACCACAUACUCAGUCGAUCAAGCACAUGUACACAUCUCAUCAUGUACUCUUAUCUUAUAUGGUCUUUUUUUUUUUUACUAGAGAAUAAUAACUAGAAAAGUCAUUGUUUGCAUCGUGGCUGAAACCUCAUCCACUUUCCAAGAGCAUUCAGUCCUCUGCUAGCUUUGUCUUUAUAAUGAAGAGGAGAUGUGUGACACCAACCACUGCUGCUGCCGCUGCUGCUCCUCAAACUGCAGCUUAGUCUCAGGCUAAUCCCACCACAGCUUCCACUUCGUCCUAACAGAUCCACUCAAGCAUGAUGAAGGAGGCGAAUGACCCCAAAAGUCCUUGAUUCAUUUAGAAUUGAAAGUAAAACCGAUUGUCUACAGAUACCACCUUGGACUCGGUGCUAAUUGUUACCAAAUGCAAUAUGAGACAUAACCCUGUGAUUUUUAAAGUGUACAUUUAUCCAAAAACCCAGUCACCUCAGUAUGUAGAAUGUUGUGAAGCUGUGUGUGGCUUUAACAGAACCAGACUUACAAACUGUUUUCUGCCUGGACAUCACCACCAGCACUAAUAUGUACAUCGAGAUUUGAUCCUGUUUUGGCAUCAAAUGCAGAUAUGCACUGAAUGCUCAGGUAAAAAAAACAAACAGUGUGGUGGUAUUUGUAGACAAAUAUCUUCUGACAAGGUUGGACUUAGGGGGUACAAAAGCCUAACUUUGGUGCUGGAAGAUAACAAUUUGUUUCCGUUGGUUGUGCGGGUGGAGGACGGUUUAUCAGUUAGUAACCAGCCUGCAGGUUCUUGUUUUGGUGGGGUUUUUUCUUUCUCCCCAUUGCAAAUUUCAAGAUAAAUGGAUUGGUACACACCCCUAACUAGAGAAUGUUAAAUGAUCGUGACAGGCAACCUUUAUUUGUAUAGAGCCUUAAACACCCAACAUAAUGACGCUUCACACAGUUGGUGAUGAUGAGAGCUCAGAGGAUGAAUCUGGUUUGUCACAACCUAAUUUUUGAGCUAUGGCCAAUAAUCCUAUUGAUAAUAACAAUGUUUUCUCAAAGUUAACUGACCCCUCACUUUAAGUUAUUGCUGCUGCACCUCUUGAUGUUAAUGUUUUACAGAUGGAGAACCCACGAUUUAGCCUUUACAAUACUUAUUCUGUACAAAAUAAUCAAACAAAGUUAAGCUGCAGAUACAAGUUUCAUUUGUUUAGUUAGCCCAAAUGCCCAAAUUCUCCAGUUCCAUCUUCUUCAAUGUGAAUAUUGUCUGGUUUCCUGAGUCUGUUUUGAUAACAAAUUGAAUAUAUUUGGGUUUUGGACUCAAAGAAAACUGGUCAAAGAAAACAAGACAUUUGAAUACAUCCCUUUAGACUCUGGGGAACCAAAAAAAGCCUGUUGUUGACCUUUUACACUAAUCUUCAUUAUGGAUUCAUCAAUAAUAACUAGAAGAGUUAAUAAAAAAUGUAUUAAUGUUUUAUUUAUAAUCAAAAAUAAUCUUAACCUUUAGUAAAAUAAAGAUACUGCCAUUCAGCUGUAAGACAGCUGAAGUUUUGCUAGAUUGUAAGAAUUGAAGUUUUUCAUAAUCUACUGAAGCAUGUACAUGGACACAUCAUCAGUAGGACACCUUAGUCCAGGCUACCUGUGUUGACACGUUUCACGUCAACUUCUUUAAAUUCACUAAAACAACUCUGAAACAGUAGCCUCUGUGUUACACAGACUCUCACACUGUGAAUGUAUCAGUUGUGAACGAGGCUUAUUCUAAUGUACUAAUGUAGCCCCACAUAGUAAUAUACUGAGCAAAUGGUGAUGGCCAUUGCAAACAAUCUCAGGCUGUAAAUGCUGAGGUAUGUGGCAUUGAUCCAUGUCACACACCUAUACAUGGUAAUCACCUACUGCGUGACUCUCUUUAGUUACUGGAAGAGAAAACAAAGGCGUCACCCACAAUGUCUGUUGUAAACAUCCACCACAGGUAACAGAAUAAACUCCUGGCUCAGCUUUGGCCUAUCAUAAUA